Molecule: messenger RNA, 1409 nt
Organism: Piliocolobus tephrosceles (Ugandan red Colobus)
Lineage: Eukaryota; Metazoa; Chordata; Mammalia; Primates; Cercopithecidae
Product: ankyrin repeat domain-containing protein 20A2-like
Exons: 1
Coding region: 135-1052 (305 amino acids)
Source: RefSeq, a predicted model, not a curated record
UUUUUAGUGUACGGAUGUGCAGGUUAUUCUUUAGCUUCAGAGGUAAUCAUGAUGUGUUAUUUUAUGGAGUACUAGCUAAAACUUUCUUUUAUUUUAUUUAGGAUUUUCAUAAUCAUGAAGAAACAAAAGAUCUGAUGGAUGAAAAUUGCAUUUUGAAGACAGAUAUUGCUAUACUCAGGCAGGAAAUAUGCACAAUGAAAAAUGACAACUUGGAAAAAGAAAAUGAAUAUCUUAAGGACAUUAAAAUUGUUAAAGAAAGAAAUGCUGCCCUGGAAAAGAGUAUAAAACUCAAUGAGGAAAUAACAAAAACAGCAUUCCAGGAUCAACAAGAGCUUAAUGAUCUCAAAGCUGAGAAUAAAAGGCUCAAUUCCGAACUGCUGAAGGAAAAUGAAAGCAAGGCAAGAGUGGAAGCUGAAAUUGAAUCUUAUCAGUCUAGACUGGCUGCUGUUAUAAGUAAGCACAGUGAAAGUGUGAAAACAGAAAGAAACCUAAAACUUGCUUUACAGAACACACAAGACAUUUCUGUGCUUUCCGAAGUUGAACAUAAGAAUGCGUUUCUUACUGAACAACUUUCCAAAACGCAAAUUAAAUUUAAUACCUUAAAAGAUAAGUUCCGUAAGACAGGAGAUACUCUCAGAAAAAAGUCCUUGGCUUUAGAAACUCUACAAAACGACCUAAGCCAAACCCAACAGCAAAUAAAGGAAAUGAAAGAGAUGUAUCAAAAUGCAGAAGCUAAAGUGAGUAAUUCCACUGGAGAGUGGAACUGUGUGGAAGAAAGGAUAUGUCAACUCCAACGUGAAAAUCUGGGGCUUGAACAGCAACUAGAUGAGGUUCAUCAGAAAGAGGAUCAUAAACAGAUAGUAAUUAAUAUCCGAAGAGGUUCUACUGAGAUUGGAAAGAAAGACCUCCUGCUAGAAGAGAAAAAUAAGAAGCUAAUGAAUGACUAUGAUCAUUUAAAAGAAAGUCUCUUUCAAUAUGAGAGAGAGAAAGCAGAAAGAGUAGUAAGUAUCAAUGAAGAGAAAUAUUUUCAAACUUCCAGAAGGAAAAUUUAAACAUUUGGUUCUGGAUACAUGUUGAACCUAGAUGAAUAUAAAAAUCAAUAGGUGAAAAGUGUGUUUACCAUACUGUAUAAUUCCAUUUACAUGAAGCAUCCAAAAUAGAGAAACGUAUAGGGACAUAAAGUAGAUUAAUGUUUGCGAAGGGCUGGGGCUGGAAGCUGGUAAUGACCGCUAAAGGGUGUGAGAGAUCUUGCAGUGAUGGAAAUGCUCUAAAGUUGGAUUGUAGAGAUGGCUGCACAACUCAGUAAAUGUACUAAAACUCGUUUAACUUAAGUUAAAACAGAUAUAGUAUGUAAAUGAUAUUUCAACAAAGCUGUUUUAAUAAGAAAACAAAGGCAAAAUGUGUUUACU